UUGUGUGGUGAGUAAUGGUGAAACUAUUCUCGGCAGUUUCAUACCUACGAAAUGCCGCAAAUGCAUGUCCCUCUUUUUCGGCACAGCGUGGCCGUGGCUACCGGGUACUUAUACACGAGCCCACCGUCUAUCCGGACCUUUCUAAGCGCAACAUACGGCUGUCGCUAUCGCAGACGCUUACCGUCGCGCUCAAGCCCAACAUCAUGAUGACUUCGCCGGAGCUUUCGAAGUACAGUGCCCAGAAGCGCCAGUGUUACUUCGGACACGAGCAUCCGCUGCGCUUCUUCCGACGGUACAACCAGGACAACUGUGAGCUCGAGUGCCUGACAAAUUACACGCUGGCUCGGUGCGGUUGCGUCCACUUCUCGAUGCCCCGGACGAACGGGACGCGUGUGUGCCGGUUUGAGGAGGAGCACUGUCCGUACGAUGCACGUGGGGCACUGUUUAUACGCAAACAGAACCGCACCGGUACGGAUGAUUACCUGCUGCGGUGCGAUUGUUUGCCGGCCUGCUCGUCCGUACGGUUCGAUCUGCAGAUUACUCAAGACUCGCACACGGAAGAGCGUGAAGUGCGGACACGGUUUGAGACGUUGGAAGAGCUGCAGGCAAGGUUACAGAUGUAA
Molecule: messenger RNA, 623 nt
Organism: Anopheles coluzzii
Lineage: Eukaryota; Metazoa; Arthropoda; Insecta; Diptera; Culicidae
Product: pickpocket protein 11-like
Exons: 1
Coding region: 15-623 (202 amino acids)
Biological process (GO): sodium ion transmembrane transport
Cellular component (GO): membrane
Molecular function (GO): ligand-gated sodium channel activity
Source: RefSeq, a predicted model, not a curated record